This is a messenger RNA of Carassius auratus (goldfish), 1394 nucleotides long. RefSeq lists its product as uncharacterized. The coding region runs from base 213 to 1007 and encodes 264 amino acids. The record is from RefSeq and is a predicted model, not a curated record. Gene Ontology annotation, molecular function: protein tyrosine kinase binding; MHC class II protein binding. Lineage: Eukaryota; Metazoa; Chordata; Actinopteri; Cypriniformes; Cyprinidae. The transcript is spliced from 5 exons. Gene Ontology annotation, cellular component: external side of plasma membrane; membrane raft. Gene Ontology annotation, biological process: positive regulation of ERK1 and ERK2 cascade; T cell activation; interleukin-15-mediated signaling pathway.
GUUGAGAGCAGAUGUGUGGUUGACAGAAUGCACUUUAUCACACUGAAGAACAUGUUUCACACAAUCUAAAGCAGCACUUCUUCAUAAUGCACAGACAUAUAGUGCAGAUCUAGAAGAAUUUCAACACUCAGAUCAGAGGAAGUUAAAACCACACGAGGAGCUGAGAGUAUUUAAAGAAAGAGUUGAGAGCAAAUGAUGAAGAGAAAGAGAAAAUGUCUGAGUGUCAUCUGUGUCUGCUGGGACUGAUCGCUCUCUCUUCACUUCUCACAGGUGUCAGUGGAGAGGAUGAUGUUCAUGUGUUCAUCAGUUCUGGUGAAGAUGUCCGUCUGCCCUGUAAUAAAGCUCUUCAUGAUGCUCUUCAUGACUGCAAAUCAACUACAUGGAACUAUAACGGAGGCAGUCGAUUAGGAGCAGUUGAACUGAUUAAUUUAGGGAUAAUAAAGAAAGACAUCAAGAGACACAAGAGACUGAGUCUGGGGUCUGACUGCUCUCUGAACAUCAGGAACAUCUCAACAGAAGAUUUUGGAUCUUACACCUGCCAACAAUGGAUUGAUGUGGAUGGACCACGACUAAGUGUGGGUGGAAAAUACCAAAAACAAGGAAAUGAUGCUGGUGUUUAUCUGCAUGUUCUUCAUGUCUCAUCCUCACAGACUCAGAUCAGUUCAGGUCUCUCUGUGACUCUCUCCUGUCGGCUGUAUUCAUAUCCUCGAGUCUCUUGUGAUGAAUCCGGUCGUUCUGAGAGGAUUAAUCUGUUCUGGGUGAAUCCGGCUGGUGUUAAACCGACAAGCUCAUCCUCAUCAGAUCCCUGUAUCAUCUCUCUGACUACAACACUCCUGAAUGAAGAUCACAACAGAGAGUGGAGAUGUGAAGUUACUCAGAGAGAUCAAGUCAAGACCUCAGUCACAUUCACUGUCAAGAGAUCAGCUCCAGAUAAACCAGAGACAGCAGUCCCAGACUCUACAGGUAACUUCUACACACAGUGGUACUGCAUCCCAAAAAAACAUUAAUGAAAUAUGUCAGUGUCUUAUUAAAUGGAGGGGGGGGGGGGCACAUAAAUAUACAUUGCAUCCCAUGUUAUUAAGAGAAGAUGAUUCCAGAAGAACAUCAUUCAGAUCUAAAGCAGAAAGCUCUGGAUUUCAGCAGCAUAAAGAAGAGCAAUAGACAAUAAAUCAGUCACAGCACAUAAAUCAAAGGUCAGAGGUCACAGUAUAUAUUAUAUCAGAUAAUAUGUUAAGCUGUUAUGUGGUCAUGUUGUCACAUUUCACUUCCAUUUGUUGAGUGUAAAUAAAGAAAAUGUAUACACAAGUGUAAAAUUACUGUGAAUAAAAAAAUUAUACUAUGAACCUCAUUUACACAAACUAAAGAAGUCAAAAAGUGUUAAACUGUGGCCUGCU